This is a messenger RNA of Neltuma alba, 1966 nucleotides long. RefSeq names its product calcium-dependent protein kinase 13. The transcript has 7 exons. Gene Ontology annotation, molecular function: ATP binding; calcium ion binding; protein kinase activity. Gene Ontology annotation, biological process: protein phosphorylation. The record is from RefSeq and is a predicted model, not a curated record. Bases 34 to 1617 code for a protein of 527 amino acids. NCBI's taxonomy places the organism in Eukaryota, Viridiplantae, Streptophyta, Magnoliopsida, Fabales, Fabaceae.
GAUCGAGCUCUUGGUGGCAGUGGUCGUGUCUGGAUGGGGAAUUGUUGCAGAUCUCCGGCUGCUGUUGCCAGGGAGGAUGUCAAAUCCAACUUCUCCGGCCACGAUCACGGCAAGAGGGACUCCAACGCCGCCAAGAAGAAUCGGGUUACGGUUCUUACGGACGUGCCCAAGGAGAACAUAGAGGAGAAGUACUUGGUGGAUCGGGAACUCGGUCGGGGUGAGUUUGGUGUGACUUAUCUGUGUAUUGAGCGGGAAACUAGGGAGCUACUGGCUUGCAAGAGCAUUUCCAAGCGGAAACUGAGGACUGCGGUGGACAUUGAGGAUGUUAGGCGUGAGGUUGCCAUUAUGAAGCACUUGCCCAAGAGUUCCAGCAUUGUGAGCUUGAAGGAAGCGUGUGAGGACGACAAUGCCGUGCAUUUGGUCAUGGAAUUGUGCGAGGGUGGUGAGCUGUUUGAUCGCAUUGUGGCACGUGGCCAUUAUACCGAACGAGCCGCCGCCGCCGUCACAAGGACGAUUGUGGAAGUUGUGCAACUUUGUCACAAACAUGGGGUUAUUCAUAGGGACUUGAAGCCGGAGAAUUUUUUGUUCGCCAAUAAAAAAGAGAAUUCACCUUUGAAGGCUAUCGAUUUCGGCUUGUCUAUAUUCUUCAAGCCAGGUGAGAGAUUCUCAGAAAUUGUUGGAAGUCCAUAUUAUAUGGCUCCAGAGGUGCUCAAGCGGAGCUAUGGGCCAGAAAUUGAUAUCUGGAGUGCAGGAGUAAUUCUAUAUAUCUUGCUCUGCGGUGUUCCCCCAUUUUGGGCAGAAUCUGAGCAAGGGGUUGCACAGGCGAUUCUUCGAGGUCUCAUAGAUUUCAAACGGGAACCUUGGCCCAGUAUUUCAGAGAGUGCCAAAAGUCUUGUUAAGCAAAUGUUAGAACCAGAUCCCAAGCUUCGACUAACUGCCAAGCAGGUGCUUGAGCAUCCUUGGCUUCAAAAUGCUAAGAAGGCUCCUAACGUUCCCCUUGGUGAUGUAGUCAAGUCUAGGCUUAAGCAGUUUUCAAUGACGAACAGAUUCAAAAGAAAAGCCCUGAGGGUCAUUGCUGAUUUCUUAUCUACUGAAGAAGUUGAAGACAUCAAAGAAAUUUUCAAGAAGAUGGACAGCGACAAUGAUGGUAUCGUUUCUGUUGAAGAACUAAAAGCUGGAUUUCAAAAUUUUGGAUCUCAACUUGCUGAGUCUGAAGUUCAGAGUCUGAUUGAAGCUGUAAAUACUAAUGGGAAGGGAACACUUGACUAUGGAGAAUUUGUUGCCGUUGCCCUGCAUUUAAAACGGAUAGCUAAUGAUGAGCAUCUUCGCAAAGCCUUCUCCUAUUUUGACAAAGAUGGUAAUGGCUAUAUUGAACCAGAUGAGCUGCGGCAUGCAUUGACAGAAGAUGGUGCAAGUGAUUGUACAGACGUAGCAAAUGAUAUUUUCCUGGAAGUAGACACAGACAAGGAUGGCCGUAUCAGCUAUGAUGAAUUUGUGGCUAUGAUGAAAACUGGAACAGAUUGGAGGAAAGCCUCUAGGCAUUAUUCACGAGGGAGAUUCAACAGCUUGAGCUUGAAGUUGAUGAAAGAUGGUUCUGUAAACUUAGGCACUGAAUAGUGGUCUAGUGUGGGUGUGGCCCCUCUUUCUGAAUCUACAAUUACAAAGUAGUGUAAUAUUCCUCGUACAUUCUGGACUUGAUCUCUUUGUGAUUAUUAUUUGGUUCCCUCGUUUGAUGUUUGCCUAUUGACGAGGUGCCGUGCGAAUCAGGGAAGGAGCUGCAUGCACCUACAUACAGGCCUUUGUUGCUUCCAUGAAGCAAGCUGCCUUGGAGCCAUUGGUGUGUGACAUGUAUGAUUCCUUUCUUUUAACCUCUCUCACCCUCUGUUCUGGUUAACAAUGUUGAAUCAAACUACGUAGUGCUGCCAGAGCAUUUUUACCAAAGUAAUGCGAAUGCCUUGUUUUUUUA